This is a messenger RNA of Pediculus humanus corporis (human body louse), 414 nucleotides long. Its product is annotated as protein takeout precursor, putative. The record is from RefSeq and is a predicted model, not a curated record. The coding region runs from base 1 to 414 and encodes 137 amino acids. The transcript has 3 exons. Lineage: Eukaryota; Metazoa; Arthropoda; Insecta; Psocodea; Pediculidae.
AUGAAAUUUUCACUUCCACAAAUGACGAUAAAAUCACAUUACGAAAUGUCUGGAAGAAUUUUAAUUCUUCCAAUAUCUGGAAGCGGUCCAUCGUAUUUAAUACUACGCGAGUUAACGUUCACGUAUGAUUUCCCAUACGAAAUAUCAAAAAAAAAUGGAAAAGAUUAUGUGAAACCUAUAAAAGGACAAAUAACAUACGAUUUCAAAGGAAUGAAAUUACAAUUUGAUAAUUUAUUCAACGGUGAUAAACUUUUAGGACCGGAAACGAAUAAUUUCUUAAACGAAAAUUGGAAAGAGGUUAGUAAAGAAUUAGGUCCUGGAGUCGCUGAAGCUUUGGCCGAAGUCGUUCAUUUAAUUCUUUCAAACGUAUCCGAUUUGGUACCUUACGACGAUUUGUUUCCGGAAAAAUUGUAA